Messenger RNA from Geodia barretti, 737 nucleotides. The record is from the annotation of a GenBank genome assembly. Lineage: Eukaryota; Metazoa; Porifera; Demospongiae; Tetractinellida; Geodiidae.
CGGAUAUUCCACACUAUCCUCGGAUAGAUAUCCCGGGGGUAACUGUGACACCGGAAGCAUGAAGAAGGCUGAUCUCGCUGAUGAAUCGGACUCUGCCAGGUCUGCUGUAUGGUAUUGUUGCAAAUUUCUCGCCGGAGUCCUCAGAAUCCUGUUCUUUGGUUCGCUGAUUUUGCUCAUUGCCAUCGUCUUGUCUCGCCUGGGAGAACGGCCAAUGGAACCGUGGGGGGGCGGUGGGACCUAUAUACGGUGGGGACGGACUUCGUGCCCAGAAACUCCAGGGACUGAGUUGGUAUACCAAGGUCGAGCGGCUGGAAGUUUCUACGAUCACAGAGGAGGAGGCGCAAACUACCUCUGUGUCACAAUGGAGCCUCAGUCAGGGAAAUUUCACCCAGGAGAUAGCAGCAAACACGUUUCUCUCUUGUAUGGAAAACCAGAGAAAGUUGAUGGUGGACAUGCAAACCAUGAUGGGGCGCUGUUUCUCAACGUGGAGCCUCGCUGUGGCAGUCUACCAUGUCCUCCUUACGAUAACACAAAGGAAAUGACUUGUGUUGUAUGUAGCAAGUAACUAUAAUAGCCACUGCAUAGAACAUUUUUGGCUAGAGUAAAAUUUUUAGGCUCUUUUUCGACGUUAUCUGUAUUCAUACCCUUGAUAACUAUGUGGACUUGAAUAAACUGCUCUACUCCUGGUGGAUUGGCUUGUGUCAACAACUAUGUAGUGAGGUAGAAAGACAAGACAA